AUGGGUGAGGAUGGAAAUAUCAGCACUGUCAACAUCUCCUAUAUCAACUUCUUCCUGGUGGGUUUCCCUGGACUGCAACAGUGGCGGGCCCUCUUGGUCCUGCCUCUCACCUUCCUCUAUGUGACCAUCAUUACUGCCAAUGCUGUGGUCAUCUACACCGUGGUGGCUCAGCGGAGUCUGCACCAGCCCAUGUAUGUACUCAUUGCUCUGCUCCUGGCUGUGAACAUUUGUGCUGCCACAGCAGUGAUGCCUAAAAUGUUAGAAGGCUUUGUACAUUAUGCGAAUCCCAUUUCGCUGCCUGGCUGCCUGGCCCAGAUGUUCUUUAUCUACUUCACCCUUCUUCUGGAUUACAAUCUCCUGCUAGCCAUGGCCCUUGACCGCUACGUGGCCAUCUGCCACCCACUCCGUUACUCUGACCUGAUGACUUCCCGCCUGCUGGGCUCACUGGCCAUUUUUGCCCUGACACGGAGCCUGGGAGUGGCAGCACCCUUGGUGAUACUAACUGCACGAGCUCGAUUCUGCCACACAGCUGUGAUUCGACACUUUACCUGUGAGUACAUCGCACUGCUGAGCAUAGCUUGUGGAGACCUCACCUUCAACAACCAAUUGGGACUGGCUAUGCGGCUGAUCACUGUGACCUUCGAUCUGGUCCUGCUGGGAACUUCCUAUACUCGGAUUAUCUAUGCGGCCUUCCGAAUCUCCUCUGGAGGAGCCCGCUCCAAGGCCCUGCACACCUGUGGCUCCCACUUAUUGGUCAUCCUUACCAUCUACCUCUCUGGUCUUUCCACUUCCAUUGUCUUUCGAGUAGCCAAGACUGUGUCGCAGGAUGUUCAGAAUCUACUCAGCGCCAUCUAUUUGCUGCUGCCCGGAACCCUGAAUCCUCUCAUCUAUGGGGUGAGGACUAGGGAGAUCCGGCAACAUGUAGGAAAGAUGCUCUGUGGAAAGGAACCACCCCAGGAGAUGGGAAAAAUACCACAGACGUUACAGAACCCAAGAGUAGAGAGGAAGUUGCCAGGGUAA
This is a messenger RNA of Dipodomys spectabilis (banner-tailed kangaroo rat), 1020 nucleotides long. RefSeq names its product olfactory receptor 52Z1-like. Gene Ontology annotation, cellular component: membrane. The record is from RefSeq and is a predicted model, not a curated record. NCBI's taxonomy places the organism in Eukaryota, Metazoa, Chordata, Mammalia, Rodentia, Heteromyidae. Gene Ontology annotation, biological process: G protein-coupled receptor signaling pathway. Gene Ontology annotation, molecular function: olfactory receptor activity; G protein-coupled receptor activity. Bases 1 to 1020 code for a protein of 339 amino acids. The transcript has a single exon.